AUGGUAGGACGCGCGAGUGAUAGGUGUCCUUUCAUGAUGGGCCCCGAGCGUCUGGUGGACCCCAAAGAUGAUGCAGCUCUUUGGGUUACUAUAGAAUUUCCUGCAGCAAUGAAGCUUACCCAUAGUGACGAACAGCUGAUGGAGUUUGUGGUUCAGCAGGUUCAAGGCCACGAGAUCAAUAUUUCCACUUGCGCACAGCAUUACCUGAAACACUUGUGUCUCUCGCUACCAGUCGUUGGAGCCCAUGGAGAUGAGGAACACCAUGGUGCAGUCAUGGCUCAGGCUAAGACUCUGGCACUCUGGUGGCUCGGGGAGAUCCUCGCACAGAGGGUUCAUCUUGACCGGAGUGUGAUUUUCCCUUAG
Penicillium samsonianum is the source of this 363-nucleotide messenger RNA. RefSeq lists its product as uncharacterized. The record is from RefSeq and is a predicted model, not a curated record. The coding region runs from base 1 to 363 and encodes 120 amino acids. Lineage: Eukaryota; Fungi; Ascomycota; Eurotiomycetes; Eurotiales; Aspergillaceae. The transcript has a single exon.